AAAAAAUAAAAAAGAAAGGGACGCUCCCCCCAACCAUUUUUCACAGUUGUGCAUUGUCCUUUCUCCGUCUGUCGCCGGCACCCGGCAGAGAAAAGAUGAAAAAAGAAUAAAGGACGAAGGAAGAAGAGGAAGCGACUCUCUGGAACUCCAGCAUUUUGCAUUGGCCGAUUGGCAGAGGUAGAAGCGUCGCGUUUAUUCUCUCGUGCGAGUUAGAAAAAUGUCGGAGGAGGAAAAGUUGUUGCGGGAUGCGAAGAAAUUGCCGUGGGAAGAUCGGCUGUUACACAAGAACUGGAAGGUCAGGAACGAGGCCAACAUUGACUUGAUCGCCGUAUGCGAUUCCAUUACAGAUCCCAAGGACCCCCGCCUUCGCGAUUUUGGUCCGCUUUUCAAGAAGACGGUGGCGGAUUCGAAUAUGCCGGUGCAAGAGAAGGCGCUGGAUGCUUUGAUUGCCUACUUACGAGCUGCCGAUGCCGACGCGGCAAGGUAUGGCAAGGAAAUAUGUGAUGCAAUUGUGGCCAAGUGCCUCACUGGAAGGCCAAAGACAGUGGAAAAGGCCCAAGCUGCAUUUAUGCUAUGGGUAGAAUUGGAGGCUGUUGAUGUUUUUUUGGAUGUGAUGGAGAAAGCAAUAAAGAACAAAGUUGCCAAAGCCGUUGUGCCCGCAAUUGAUGUCAUGUUUCAAGCCCUAAGUGAGUUUGGAGCAAAAGUUGUUCCCCCGAAAAGAAUUUUGAAGAUGCUUCCUGAACUAUUUGACCAUCAAGAUCAAAAUGUUCGUGCAUCUUCUAAAGGAUUGACUUUGGAACUCUGUCGUUGGAUUGGGAAGGACCCUGUAAAGUCGAUACUAUUUGAGAAAAUGCGGGAUACAAUGAAAAAAGAGCUGGAGGCUGAGCUUGUAAAUGUCACUGGAACAGCUAAGCCAUCUCGCAAAAUAAGAUCCGAGCAAGACAAAGAACCUGAACAAGGAGCUAUAUCUGAAGUUGUGGGUCCUGUUGCUUCUGCAGAUUCUCCAACUGAUGCUUCUCAGGAAAUAGAUGAGUAUGAGCUUGUUGAUCCUGUUGAUAUAUUGACUCCUCUUGAAAAAUCCGGAUUUUGGGAUGGAGUGAAAGCUGCUAAAUGGUCAGAACGAAAGGAGGCUGUAGCAGAGCUAACCAAGCUCGCCUCUACUAAAAGAAUAGCACCUGGUGAUUUUACAGAAGUUUGUCGAAUAUUGAAGAAGCUUAUUACAGAUGUGAACAUCGCUGUUGCAGUUGAAGCCAUCCAAGCUAUUGGCAAUCUUGCUAGUGGUUUAAGAUUGCAUUUUUCUGGGAGUUCACGCUUCUUAUUACCAGUUUUACUUGAAAAAUUGAAAGAGAAAAAACCUACGUCGACGGAAUCACUUACUCAAACUCUCCAAGCAAUGCACAGGGCUGGAUGCUUAAAUCUUGCUGAUAUUGUUGAAGACAUUAAAAAUGCGGCAAAAAACAAAGUUCCUUUGGUUCGCUCAUCAACUUUGAACUGGGUUACGUUUUGUAUUGAAACAUGCAACAAAGCGGUUAUUCUAAAAGUGCAUAAGGAUUAUGUACCCAUUCUUAUGGAGAGCCUCAAUGAUGGUACCCCUGAAGUGAGGGAUGCAGCCUUUUUGGCAUUGGCAGCAAUAGCUAAGUUGGUAGGCAUGAGGCCUUUGGAGAGGUCAUUGGAGAAACUUGACGAUGUCCGGAGAAAGAAGCUCUCUGAAAUGAUUAUGGGUUCUGAAGUUGGUAUAUCUGCUGCUUCAAGUUCAGUUGCAGUCCAAACUGCUGGUGGGAUUGUACCCUCUUUGGAGACUUCAGAAGACGCGUUUGUGAGAAAGUCAGCAGCAAGCAUGCUUAGUGGGAAGAGGCCUGUUCAGGCAGCUCCUAACAUAAAAAAAGGGGGCACUGUAAAAUGUGGCGUGAACAAGAAAAGUGAUGGAACUGGACAGCUAAAAUCGUCAAAGCCAGUUGAGCCCCCUGAAGAUGUUGAGCCGGCAGAAAUGAGUCUUGAAGAGAUUGAAAGCAGAUUAGGUUCUCUUCUACAGGCAGAGACUGUUUCUCAAUUGAGGAGUACCAUAUGGAAAGAAAGACUUGAGGCAAUUUCUUCAUUGAAACAACAGGUAGAAGGUUUACCUGAACUUGGCCAAUCGGUGGAGAUUUUGAUUCGUUUACUCUGUGCUGUGCCUGGUUGGAAUGAAAAAAAUGUUCAGGUUCAACAACAGGUUAUUGAAGUUAUUACUUACAUAGCUUCGUCAGCGACAAAAUUUCCAAAGAAAUGCGUAGUGCUUUGCUUAUCGGGAAUAAGUGAAAGAGUAGCGGAUAUUAAGACCCGUGCUCAUGCCAUGAAAUGCCUUACUACCUUCUCAGAGGCAGUUGGUCCUGGAUUUGUUUUUGAUAGACUUUACAAAAUCACGAAGGAGCACAAGAAUCCUAAGGUUCUCAGUGAGGGACUGUUGUGGAUGGUUUCAGCUGUUGAGGACUUUGGUGUAUCACAUUUGAAACUCAAGGAUUUAAUUGAUUUUUGCAAAGAAACUGGAUUGCAGUCUAGUGCAGCUGCCACUAGAAAUGCAACAAUCAAGCUUUUGGGUGUUGUGCAUAGAUUUGUUGGUCCAGAUAUUAAAGGGUUUCUUGCUGAUGUCAAGCCUGCACUGCUUAGUGCACUUGAUACUGAGUAUGAAAAGAAUCCUUUUGAGGGUGUUUCUGCCAUUCCAAAGAGGACUGUUAAGGAAUCAGAAUCCAAUUCUUCUGUAACAGUUAGUGGGCUAGAUGGCCUUCCACGUGAAGAUAUUAGUGGAAAAAUCACCCCUACUCUGCUGAAGAGCUUGGAGAGUCCUGAUUGGAAGGUUCGUUUGGAGUCAAUUGAAGCUGUCAAUAAGAUUUUGGAAGAGGCUAAUAAGCGAAUUCAACCAGCUGGAACAGUUGAGCUAUUUGGGGCUCUUAGGGGGCGUCUAUGUGACAGCAACAAAAAUUUAGUCAUGGCAUCCUUAACAACUAUUGGCAGCAUUGCCUCUGCGAUGGGACCAGCUGUUGAGAAGUCAAGCAAGGGCAUUCUCUCUGAUGUUAUGAAAUGUCUUGGUGACAAUAAGAAGCAUAUGAGAGAAUGCACUUUGAUGACUUUAGAUUCUUGGCUUGGUGCUGUUCAUCUUGAUAAAAUGGUUCCUUACAUUACAGCAGCAUUGAUGGACACUAAGAUUGGGGCAGAAGGGCGUAAGGAUCUUUUUGAUUGGUUGUCAAGGAAACUCACUGGAUUAAGUGAUUUUUCUGAUGGGGUACAUCUGUUGAAACCAGCUUGUUCUGCUAUGACGGAUAAAUCGUCAGAUGUUCGAAAAGCGGCAGAGGCUUGCAUUAAUGAAAUUUUGAGAGUUACUGGACAAGAGGCAAUUGAAAAAGUUCUCAGAGAUAUACAUGGACCAGCUUUGGCUAUUAUUCAUGAACGACUGAAACCUCAUAGGUCUUUUCAAGAACCAUUUGAGUCAGCAAAAGUGAUGCCAAUGGGACCAACGCUCAAAAGCAGCUCAAGGGUAGGAAAAUCUACUUCAAAUGGUGUAAUGAAGCAUGGGAACAAAGCUCUGUCUUCGAGAGCCAUGACAAAGGGUUCAAGGACUGAGCCAGUAAUACCUGUUCAAGAUAUAGCUGUCCAGUCACAGGCAUUAUUAAAUGUUAAGGACUCAAAUAAGGAGGAUCGGGAGAGAAUGGUAGUUCGUAGGUUCAAGUUUGAAGAGCCAAGGCUAGAACAGAUUCAAGAUCUUGAGAAUGAUAUGAUGAGGCACUUCAGAGAGGAUUUGCAUAGGCGGCUUCUAAGUACAGAUUUUAAGAAGCAAGUGGAUGGGCUUGAGAUGCUGCAGAAGGCACUUCCUUCUGUUGCAAAGGAAAUUAUCGAAGUUCUGGAUAUACUUCUGAGGUGGUUUGUGUUGCAGUUUUGUAAAUCAAACACAACAUGCCUGCUGAAGGUACUAGAAUUUCUUCCCAAGCUUUUUGACACUCUGAAGGAUGAGGCCUACUCUUUGAGCGAGUCUGAAGCGGCCAUCUUUCUUCCAUGCUUAGCAGAAAAGUAUAAAAUGGUCAUGGUUGAAAUUACAUACAUUUUUGCCAUGAUGCAGUCGGGGCAUAACAUUGAGAAGCUACGAGAAAAAAUGCGGGAGCUGACCAAACAAAUUGUAAACUUAUAUUCUGCAUCAAAAUGUUUCCCUUAUAUUUUGGAGGGUCUGCGAUCAAAGAACAAUCGUACUCGGAUAGAGUGUGUUGAUCUCAUUGGAUUCAUCAUUGAUCAUCAUGGAGCUGAGAUUAGCGGACAAUUAAAAUCAUUGCAAGUUGUUGCAAGCUUGACAGCAGAGCGAGAUGGUGAAAUUAGGAAAGCUGCAUUAAAUACUCUAGCUAUGGGUUAUAAGAUUCUUGGUGAUGAUAUAUGGAGAUAUGUCGGGAAGCUAACAGAUGCACAGAAAAGCAUGUUAGAUGAUAGAUUCAAGUGGAAGGUCCGAGAGAUGGAAAAGAAGAAUGAAGGCAGGCCUGGUGAAGCUAGAGCCCAUUUAAGGCGUUCUGUCAUGGAAAACGGGCCUGAUGUAGCAGAGCAAAGUGGGGAGGUUUUACGAUCUGUUUCAGGCCCCAUUCUUACUAAUUCAAGGAAAAACUAUGGCCAUACUGAACUUCUCAUGGACCAACAUUUGGUGCCCCAUGCUCUUGCGAGUGCCAAUGGCCCUACAGAAUGGAAUGAAGCUUUGGAUAUAAUUUCCUUUGGUUCACCUGAGCAGUCUGUUGAAGGAAUGAAAGUUGUGUGUCAUGAGCUGGCACAAGCUACUAGUGAUCCAGAUGGCAGUGGAAUGGAAGAACUCGUGAAGGAUGCAGAUAGGCUGGUUUCAUGCUUAGCAAAUAAGGUGGCAACUACUUUUGACUUCAGUCUAACGGGAGCUUCAUCGAGGUCUUGCAAAUAUGUCCUGAACACACUCAUGCAGACAUUUCAAAAUAAAAGACUUGCUCAUGCCGUGAAGGAGAGUACUCUUGACGGUCUAAUCACUGAGCUUCUGCUUUGGCUUUUGGAUGAAAGGGUUCCCCAUAUGGAUGAUGGCAGCCAACUUUUGAAAGCUUUGAACGUGUUGAUGCUUAAGAUUCUGGAUAAUGCAGAUCGAACUUCAUCCUUUGUUGUUCUAAUUAAUCUCUUGUGUCCGUUGGAUCCGUCAAGAUGGCCUUCACGGGCAUCAAAUGAAUCAUUUGCUGUCAGAAAUCAGAAGUUCUCUGAUUUGGUAGUCAAAUGCUUAAUCAAACUUACAAAGGUUCUACAAAGCACCAUAUAUGAUGUGGAUCUUGAUCGCGUUCUUCAGAGCAUCCAUUUAUACCUGCAGAACUUGGGGAUGGAAGAAAUCAGGAGGAGAGCUGGUGCUGAUGACAAACCAUUACGUAUGGUCAAAACUGUCCUGCAUGAACUUGUGAAGCUUCGUGGAGCUGCAAUAAAGGGCCACCUAUCUAUGGUUCCUAUAGAUAUGAAACCGCAGCCAAUUAUUCUUGCCUACAUUGAUCUUAAUCUUGAGACUUUAGCUGCAGCAAGAAUGCUGACCUCAUCAGGGCCUGGGGGCCAAACUCAUUGGGGUGAUUCAGCAGCCAACAAUCCAUCAUCUGGCACACAUUCUGCUGAUUCCCAGUUGAAGCAAGAACUUGCUGCCAUAUUCAAGAAAAUUGGCGAUAAGCAAACAUGCACCAUUGGUCUAUAUGAGCUAUACCGCAUUACUCAAUUAUACCCAAAGGUUGACAUAUUUUCUCAGCUCCAAAAUGCAAGUGAGGCAUUUCGCACUUACAUUAGAGAUGGUUUAUCUCAGAUGGAGAAGAAUGCGGCUGCUGGAAGGACUCCCUCGAGUUUACCAAUGUCAACCCCUCCUCCAGCAUCCUUAACUAUUUCUUCCCCUGAAUUUGCACCUCUUUCCCCUUUGCAUGCAAAUGCUUUAAGCGAUGGAAAAGCAUUGAAUGUUAAAUCUGAUCCAACAAACUUUAGUCUACCACCAUCAUAUAAUGAAGACAACAGGGCUAUAGAUCCCCUUUCUUGUAGGGGAUUUACAUCUGAGAACUCAUUGAGCGACCAAAGAAAUGAAAGAUUUGUAACUGGAGUAACGAGUGGGACAUUGGAUGCAAUUCGAGAAAGGAUGAGGAGCAUGCAAUUAGCAGCAGCUGCUGGGAAUCCAGACAUAGGAAGCAAGCCACUCAUGUCCAUGAAUGACAACUUAAACCAUGGACUCUCUAGCCAGAUUCCCCGUGCAUCAGACCACACUGGUUCCGAUAAUGCAGUGCAGAGUGGUGUGCAUCCGAUGGACGAGAAAGCAUUGUCUGGGCUUCAAGCCCGGAUGGAGAGACUCAAAAGCGGCACGAUUGAACAUCUGUAGGCCAUGGGGAGAAAAAGAGAAGAAGAAAAAAGGGGGGCUUAGAGAAGAGUGUAUCUUGGCAUCAAUCACCACCUUUCUUUGUAAAUGAAAAGAAGAGAGCCAGAGUGCAUUCAAGUAAAAAAUAUAGCUCUGGGAUCUGCAAGGAGUUGCUGCCUAGAAGAAGCCUCCCCGUUUAAGUGGCUGGAGCUAUGAAGAAGCAGCACGUCACCAUCUGCCAUUUGUUUGUUUUAAUUGUAUAUUUGUAGUUAAAUCAUGUUUGUUUCGGCAGAUAUGCCUGAUCUUCUCUAAUUUAGUACUACUACUACUACUACUGUACGCAUUUCGUAGUUCAAUUUGAGCUUUUCUUUUAUUAUUAAAAUAUGCUACUUGUAUUUGAGGAGUUUCAUCUGACACAGAAAUUUUGAUUGAAUUUAGAAUCAAUGUAUGCAAGCAAAGGGUUGUCUAGAA
This is a messenger RNA of Carya illinoinensis, 6799 nucleotides long. RefSeq names its product protein MOR1-like. The transcript has 54 exons. The record is from RefSeq and is a predicted model, not a curated record. Gene Ontology annotation, cellular component: kinetochore; microtubule plus-end; centrosome. Bases 218 to 6352 code for a protein of 2044 amino acids. Gene Ontology annotation, biological process: microtubule polymerization; mitotic spindle organization; establishment or maintenance of microtubule cytoskeleton polarity. Lineage: Eukaryota; Viridiplantae; Streptophyta; Magnoliopsida; Fagales; Juglandaceae. Gene Ontology annotation, molecular function: microtubule plus end polymerase activity; microtubule plus-end binding.